Sclerotinia sclerotiorum 1980 UF-70 is the source of this 774-nucleotide messenger RNA. RefSeq lists its product as hypothetical. Gene Ontology annotation, cellular component: cytoplasm. Gene Ontology annotation, biological process: protein folding. The record is from RefSeq and is a predicted model, not a curated record. Bases 1 to 774 code for a protein of 257 amino acids. NCBI's taxonomy places the organism in Eukaryota, Fungi, Ascomycota, Leotiomycetes, Helotiales, Sclerotiniaceae. The transcript has a single exon.
AUGGCAGCUCCUAUGGACCAGAGAAUUAAUGUUCCAAUAGACGAUCCAAAUGCAGACACGGAAUGGAAUGAUAUUCUGCGAGCAAAGGGAAUAAUUCCCGAGAAACCUCCUUCCCCUACACCCCUCAUCGAAGAAGCUAUUUUGGAAGGACGCCGUCUUGCGCAUGAGAACCGACUUGAGGGCAAGGAUCUUGAUGAACUCGAUGCUCUCGAGGAUGAAGAGGACGAUGCAUUCCUCGAGCAGUAUAAAAAACAACGAAUGGCAGAAUUAUCGUCAAUAUCGAAGAAAGCCAAGCACGGCGCAGUAUAUCCAUUGUCGAAGCCUGACUACCAGAGAGAGGUUACCGAUGCUAGCCAAGAUUCUCCAGUAUUGGUCAAUCUUACAAGUGGGUUGGGCACGAAUGUGGAGAGUAGGGUUUUGACAGAGUUGUGGAGAAGAGCAGCUGCAGAGUUUGGGGAAGUGAAGUUCUGCGAGAUGAAGGGUGACAUGGCCAUUGAAGGGUAUCCAGAUAGGAAUUGUCCUACAAUACUGGUGUACAACAAAGGAGACAUUGUGAAACAAGUGGUUACAUUGAUGACUAUGGGAGGUGUACGCGUAGGAAUGGCAGAGAUUGAUAAGCUUUUGAUCGAAAUUGGAGCUAUCAAAGACAAUGAUAUGAGAGUUACGAAGCGGAGACGUGAUGCGGAGGAUGAAGAGGAAGAGCGUCAAGAGAAGGGUGGCAUUCGAGGUUCGAAACUGGCUAAUGCAGAGAGUGACGACGAUGACGAUUGGUAG